Ruditapes philippinarum (Manila clam) is the source of this 1785-nucleotide messenger RNA. Its product is annotated as tripartite motif-containing protein 5-like. The record is from RefSeq and is a predicted model, not a curated record. Lineage: Eukaryota; Metazoa; Mollusca; Bivalvia; Venerida; Veneridae. The transcript has a single exon. Bases 124 to 1785 code for a protein of 553 amino acids. Gene Ontology annotation, molecular function: zinc ion binding.
UAAUACUCUCUACAUAAACAUUUAACUAUUAACUAGGAUAGACCUAGUUUCGUUUUUCAUGUAAUCUGUUAACUAGUGUAAAGAUAAAAACUUAAACUCGGAUGAAUAUAUCAGUAAUAUAAAAUGGCUGAUAGAAAGAUUCGGAACUUAACAUCGGACUAUUUAACAUGUACAAUAUGUUGGAAUAUUUUUACGGAGCCGAAGAUGUUACAGUGUGGACAUUCUUACUGUGCUUCAUGUUUAGUGGACUAUGUCAAGGUCAUACAACGUCAUAGAGAUUGCUUUGAGUGUCCCGUGUGUCGCCAUCCACAUUAUAUUCCCUCAGGAUCCACGCCCGAAAACGUCAUUCAAGAACUAUCAAACGACACAGUUUCCAUUUCCAUUUUAAACGCCCUUGGUAUUCAAGAUCAAGUUGACCCGGAAGGAAAAUCCGAACUUGCUCACUUUGUUGAGAAUGAAAGUGAAAGAAUUGACAGCAGUAUCACUCCCGGAAGUAGCUUUUGCACAUGCGCUCGUCACCCACAGAAACCACUAGAUGUUUAUUGUUCCAAGCAUGAUAUUGUCAUUUGUUCAGAAUGUGCAGCUUCCAGUCACAGCGAAGGUGAAUGUGAUUGUUCGUCUGCUGCAAAAGUGAUCAAUAAGCGCUUAAAUGCACUCAAAUGCUUGGUUGCUCAGCAAGCUUCUGAUGCAUCUAGAUUGUUUGAAUGCCAAAAUUCAGAUGAAAAAACGAUGAAAAGCAUCCAUGAUGAAUUUCAAAAGUCAAUAACUGAGGUUGAGGAAAGUUUUAAUGAAGUUUAUCGUAUUUUUCGUAAGAGAGUAGAAAGUCUUAGAACGAAAGCCAGAGAAACAUUAGAUAAAGAUUUGUCAUCUUUUAAUGUUCGCCGAUUACAAGACUAUCUCGUUGAAAGGGUAAAAGCUAUUGAGAUCGAAUCGACUGAUUGUAAUCCGAAUAAAGUGCUAGACUUGAUAUCAGAUCUCUGCCAAUCUUCGUCUGAACUUCAGGUAAAUAUUCAUGAUCUCACUGAAAAGAUUAAUUCUGGCGCUCUCAUGAAAUACGCAGAAGGAGAUCUAAAUGUUCUCGAUGCUUUCGUAUCGACCGUUAAACAGACUCUUCCGGGCGAGUUUCUUUCUCUCGAUGAAGUUUUUAAAGUUGACCCUGAUGAUAAAGAUUUUGUUAUAGUAACGAACAGCGGACAAUUUCUAGAUUUCGUUGACGAUGACGUAGACAGUCCAGAAAUCUCACAACAGAUCAUGUUCAGCGCUAAGUGUGCAAAUGAAGAAAGAUGUAUGUUGUCCGGCGUAGCCCUCAUAGGGAAUACUGCAGUUGUUCUUGCUGACCAGGAGAACAAAAAGCUGAAGAAAUUUAAAUUGCCAGAGGGACGAUUUCUUGAUGAGUUAUUGAUGGAUGAUCAGCCACACCAAGUUACUACCCUUCGUGAAACGAAUUCUGUCGCAGUCACUUUCUGGGAUGUAUCUAAACUCGUCAUUGUUUCAACGGAUCCGAAACUUAAUGUCUUAAGAGUGCUUGAAACUGACACUGAGUAUAUAGGAGUCACGUCUCAUAUGACAGACAUGUUAGCCGCUGCAAGUAUCCAGUGUCGUCGUAUUGACGUCCUAGAUAUUAGGGUUCCAGACGAGAUACGUAAUAGGAGACGAGAGACAAUAUUCCAGUCAUCACGACGCCGUUGUUUCCCCGACCGACUAGCUGCUACGUCUGAUGGGAGUGUAAUCGUUCGAAAUCGCCGCCGCCAUGGAAAUUUUGUUAAAAAUCCCGGGGUGACCUAA